GCGAUUAAAUUCGUACCACGGUAACACUGCACAUUUGAGGCUGUAGUACUACAAAAAAGUUAACAUGAAUUUCGACUUCAGCGGCAAAGUGGUGCUAGUGACGGGAGCGAGCGCCGGCAUCGGCGAGUCGACGGCGCUGCUGUUCGCCGCGCUGGGCGCGAAGCUGUCGCUCGUGGGCAGGAAUGAAGGCAAGCUGCGCGCCGUGGCGGCCGCGUGCCACAAGCUGCGGGGGCUACAGCCGCUGCCCAUCGUCGCAGACCUCGGCACCGACGAGGGCGUCCAGAAGACCGCCAAGGAAACACUCGACCAUUUUGGAAGACUGGAUGUUCUUGUGAACAACGCAGCUGUAGGCUGCAGGACUACAAUCCAACAACUGGACAUGAAGGCCUUCGACGAGGUGUUCAGGAUAGACGUGCGCGGCGUGUACCAUCUCACCGGGCUGCUGGUGCCCGCCCUCAUAGAGUCUAAGGGAAACAUCGUCAACAUCUCCAGCAUAGCCGCGACGAUGGUCUCUAUUGGCAGCUUGCCUUACCCCAUGGCAAAGGCUGCACUUGACCAUUUCACACGUAACGUAGCGUUAGAGCUCGCUCCCAAAGGUGUCAGAGUAAACUCCGUUAGUCCAGGAGUUACUGUAUCGGAAUUCGUGACUCGAGUGACGAAUCAAUCGGAGGAGCAGUACCGCGAGUGGCUGGCGCAGAUGAGCAAAAACGUGCCCAUGGGCGAGCCGUGCCUGGGAGACGACAUCGCUAAGAUGGUGGUGCACAUCGCCAGCGAGCACAGCCGCCUCGUCACCGGCGCCAUUAUCGAGGUGGAUGGCGGACUCCGGUUCCGCGGCAUCGGCAAUGCCCUCACAGACCAAUAACUCAAUCAUUGUUGACAGAUGAUUCGGCGAAGUAUAUUAUUUUGUAAAUAUUCGUAAUAUUAGUAAAGAUUUUUUGUAAUA
Helicoverpa zea (corn earworm) is the source of this 943-nucleotide messenger RNA. Its product is annotated as 3-oxoacyl-[acyl-carrier-protein] reductase FabG-like. Gene Ontology annotation, molecular function: oxidoreductase activity. The record is from RefSeq and is a predicted model, not a curated record. NCBI's taxonomy places the organism in Eukaryota, Metazoa, Arthropoda, Insecta, Lepidoptera, Noctuidae. The transcript is spliced from 4 exons. Bases 65 to 862 code for a protein of 265 amino acids.